Messenger RNA from Klebsormidium nitens, 851 nucleotides. Lineage: Eukaryota; Viridiplantae; Streptophyta; Klebsormidiophyceae; Klebsormidiales; Klebsormidiaceae. The record is from the annotation of a GenBank genome assembly.
AUGGCGUGCAACAAUGUGCAUCUUCUGUGUUUAGUUGCAUUACAUUUAACGUUGGUGUCGAAAGUUGGGACCUUCACCAUCGAAGAGGUGCAGGGAGCCGUGCGUGGUACGGUUUUAGACCUCAGAGGCGGGGCCUUUCGGUAUAGGCUGAGAGGUUCUAUUCCCCCUGCUUUGGGGAGUCUCUCCAACCUCACGUAUCUAGACCUAUCCAACAAUGUGCUCGACGGUAUGGUUCCUCCCGAGCUUGGUCAGUUGUCCAAGCUGAGGUACUUGAAUCUGUCGUCCAAUUAUUUUUCUGGGGUGAUCCCACGGGAGCUCGGGGGGCUGAGCAGCCUCGCUUAUCUGGACCUUUCCAACAACAAGCGCACCUCGAUUAUCGGCCUGUUUAAUGGUUUCAGUGGAGGGAUCCCUGGAGACUUGUUCAAGCUGACGGGCCUCGUGCAGCUUUACCUGUCAAACAAUGACCUCACCGGCGGCAUUCCAUCAGAGUUCUGAAAUCCUUUGGGGUCGACAUUCCCCUACCAGUGUGGACACAGCAGCUUGCCCAAGUUGCCUACUUAAGAGUUGGAGAGAGUGACGGAUUGGGCGCCACGAGGAAGACCCUGGACUUGGCAUCAGCUCCUAGGAGGUGCCAGUAUGUGGACUGGACGGGGGGACGGCCAAUACGUGAUAUUGUAUUUUGGGAUGCGUGCACGUCGGGCACUGGCUGCGUGGUGAACCUGAUUGGGUCCGGUACAACAACUUUGACGAGUGAGACGCGCCGCUUUGUUUGCCUUAAUAAGGUCUCUGUCUUCCUCGAAGGGGAUGCGCCUGUUCUUGCUUCAAAGUCCGAUAUUCUCGGCAACUAUGCA